Molecule: messenger RNA, 693 nt
Organism: Eimeria maxima
Lineage: Eukaryota; Apicomplexa; Conoidasida; Eucoccidiorida; Eimeriidae
Product: threonyl-tRNA synthetase, putative
Exons: 6
Coding region: 1-693 (230 amino acids)
Biological process (GO): threonyl-tRNA aminoacylation
Cellular component (GO): mitochondrion; cytoplasm
Molecular function (GO): ATP binding; threonine-tRNA ligase activity
Source: RefSeq, a predicted model, not a curated record
AUGGUAGCGGUGCACUUGAUGAUGCUUUUUCUCAGGCCGAAAAGCAGCCAAGGGUCAGAAGACGAAUGGGCCAGCGCUGAAGAGCUGCUACGUAGCGCACUAGAACAACAUCGAAUCUCUUUCAUGGUCGCGUCGGGGGAGGGCGCCUUCUAUGGCCCGAAGAUUGACAUUCAUCUUCCAGACGGAGAAGGACGGCUGUGGCAGACGGGAACGUUGCAGGUCGAUUUGGUUUCUCCAAGGAACUUCGGUCUUGAGCCCACAGCAACCAAUAGUGACCGCGUAUGCUUCCUGCAUCGGGCGAUGUGCGGUUCACUUGAGCGCUUUUUCGGCCUUGUUUUGGAGCAUUUAGAUGGCCACUUGCCACUGUGGCUGGCACCCACCCAGGUAGCGCUGCUUACGGUUGGCGAGGGGCAAGCGAUCUCUGCAGAGGCUAUAUCUAGGCGCCUACGGCGCGCUAAGAUCCGUGUGUCACUGGACACACGGCCAGUGCACAUUUCGAAGAAACUGAAGUACGUCCAGCCCAAAACCACGGAGCUUCACAUUAAUUACCGCACUCCAGAAGUUUGGAUUUUAGGGAGGACAGACCAGGAGAGGAACACGGUCACCGUGAGGAGGCCUCAUGGAAAGCAGGCCGCCGCUCCUGUAGAACGAGCACUGGCAUCUGUACGGAGGCGAGCGAAAAUCCCGUUUUAG